Molecule: messenger RNA, 915 nt
Organism: Aegilops tauschii subsp. strangulata
Lineage: Eukaryota; Viridiplantae; Streptophyta; Magnoliopsida; Poales; Poaceae
Source: RefSeq, a predicted model, not a curated record
AUGUCCGGAGGGACCGAGGCUCCCUCCUCUCACGAGGGAGACGAAAACGAGGACAAGGAGGAGGAGGAGGAAGAAGAAGAUAACCCUCCUCUCCAAGGGAAAAAGAGGGCGGCCUCCGCAGACCUGGAGGCGAGGGCGUCUAAGUGGGGAAAGUUAUCCCUUUCAGAUGACUCGGAUUCAGACACCGAGGAUAUCCCCAAGCCCCGCCCCAGGACCAAGACCCUUGCUGAAUCUUCGGCCCGCGAUCUCCCUCAACAAUCCUCCUCGUCAGGGGAUUUGUCACCGGAGAUGAUGGAGAGCGAGACGCCUCCGCAAGCUUCACUGUUAGCGGCAACCGCCCAGGCCGCGGAGGCUUCCGAACUGAAACGGCAACUGAAGCAGGCCGAUGAGGACAUUUUCCUUAUUAACAAGCGGCUCGACGAGGCACAAGAUGGCGCUGUUGAGGUCGAGACCCUCAGGUGUGAACUUUCCCGGGCCAAGGAGCAGGCGAGAGUGAGCAAUGCGGCCGCUGAUAAAGCGGCUGCAGAUUUGAAGGCCGAACAGGCCACCCGGCGCCAGGUCGAGGAGAGGGUAUCUCUAGUAGAGCAAGAGCUCAAGGAUGCCACCCGCAAGUGCAAGUCCCUCGAGGAGGAGAACAAAUCCAAGGCAACCAAGCUCGCCAAGGCCCUUGAGGAUGCCAAAGAGGCGCGGUCCGAAUCUAGAGCGGCUCACGAGGAGGUCCGGCAGGCCGGACAGAUAGCGGCUGGUAAGCCCUUUAUUUUACAGUCUAAGUUUGGCGAUCAGAGAUAUGCCUUGCUUAAUAGACUGUGGAGUUCUCCAGAUGCUUUUGCGGAUCUUCCGAAGAGUGCCGCCGACGCCGCGCAAUUCUUCCAGGCUCAGGAGGGACAUGCGACGGAGAAGCUGUUCUGGUCAUAG